CAGAGCUGCACCACCGACAGUGAGGAAGCCAUGAUGGAAAUGAAAAGUAUCCUAAAACCCAAAAAAAAGGUGAGCAUGCUGCUCUCUGGGGAGGACGGCAGCGCCACCCAGAGCAGUUCCAUCGGGGCCGUACGCUGGAACCUGCCCACCCAUGAUGAAAGCAGCCAGCCUCACAGCUCGGUCCCCAGCAGGCCCACCAACAGCCUCAAUAAACAGUCACAGCAACAAACUCGCCAAAACGGCCUGAAAGAUCUCCGCAGCCUGCAGGAGUGCGUGCAGUUUAUCCAGCAGUGGAAGGAACAGGUGGAUCAAGUGUGCAAGCAGGAACCUCUGGAUCCAGGAGAAGGCACCACGAAGGAAGCCCAGAGUUCACACGGGCGCAGCGAGCGCAGCCUCGAGGAGAGCAGGAAGCUGAUCCUGCAGUGGGCAGAUGAGCUCCGCGAUGUCGACAGGCUCCUGAAGGAGACUCCCUGGGUAUCUGACAGUCAAGAACACGAAACUAAAGACAAGGAUGCCAAAGAGGUGGCACACAUGAGGAUCAUGGAGUGGGCAAAGGAGCUGCAGGAGGCGAGCGAGCGUUGUGGCGUUCAGAGCAAUGAGCUGGGUAAAGUGCUGCGCGCGCUGACUCUGAAGAAGAACCGGCUGGCCAGACUGAUGCCUCUGCUGGAGUUCAUCACCUGGUCCCUGCUCAAGGAAGGAAGCACGAAAAUCGUCCCACAGUUGUGGCUGCUGGCAAAGCAAAAGUCCUGGGAAGCAGGAGUUCCUCGAUACAUCCCCAACUCAGUUUGGGGCUGGAUCUGCAGCGCAGCAGCUGAUGUGAUUCUUGACCCCAUGACCAACCACCCAUGGCUGCUGCUUUCAGAUGACAAGCGUAAAGUCCAGGAGUCCCACGUAGCGUUAGAGCAGCUUCAAAGCUCCCAGCGCUUCGACGACUGGCCCUGCGUGCUCGGCAGCGAUGGCUUCAGCAGCGGCCGCCACUACUGGGAGGUGGACAUAGCCAACAACGGCUACUGGCGCGUGGGCGUGACCACCGCUGACUCUGAGCGGCACGGGAAGUUCACCAUGAUGCCAAAGAAGGGCUACUGGGUGCUGUGGCGCAGCACGCACAAAUUCUACGCCUGCAGCAAGCCAGAAAAGGAGCUCCCCCUCAGCCUCGUGCCCAGGCGCAUGGGGGUCUACUUGGACUACGAAGAAGGGCAGAUCUCCUUCUACAACGCUGAAACCAAGUUCCACAUCUACACCUUCACUGGAACCUUCAGAGAGAAACUGUACCCUCUGUUCGCCCCAUUGGAUGGACGCACACUUAUGACAAUCAUCCCGCCAAACAACAUCUCAGGGAAAUGAGAGAUGGAAAAUCUCACUGGACUUUAAUUUGACUCAACCCUGUGAGGUCUAAGUCCCUAAUUAGUGAUAAUUAGGGAUUUUUUUGGCUUUAAAAAAGUGUCUUUUCUUGGCAACCAGGGGGACAAAAAUCACUCUAACUGAGAUCUGUCAAGAAACUAUUGCUUCUUGUAUUUUUCCGAAGCAUACAUAGGGUUAGGGUUGACUGUUGUCAUAGCUGCUCAGACCUCACAGGGUUGAAAAGAAAAGAAAAACCCAGAAUAUGCAUUAAAAGUAUAAAAGUAGGUCAUUAUAGAAAUUAAAAGUGUGUGUUCUCACUUUCAA
Molecule: messenger RNA, 1665 nt
Organism: Oreochromis aureus
Lineage: Eukaryota; Metazoa; Chordata; Actinopteri; Cichliformes; Cichlidae
Product: E3 ubiquitin-protein ligase TRIM39
Exons: 10
Coding region: 31-1344 (437 amino acids)
Molecular function (GO): protein binding
Source: RefSeq, a predicted model, not a curated record